CGGCGAGGAGGGAGCGCCGGGCGCGCCAGCGUCGCUCAGCCAGCCGGGGACGCGGAGAUGCGGACGGGGUCGACAUGAGCGAGACCCGUCGCAGAUGUUGGAUCUUUGCUUGGAAAAGCGUGUGGGUACGACUUCGGCUGCCCCCAAGUGUAGCUCCAGCUCUGUGAAGAUUCAAGGGUUGGCAGAGGGGACUGAGAAGACCAUGAAAAUGGACAUGGAGGACGCAGAUAUGACUCAGCUGACAGAGGCUGAGUUUGAAGAGAAAUGUACCUACAUCGUGCAGGACCACCCCUGGGAUUCUGGUGCGGAUGGAGGGACUGCAGUGCAGGCGGAAGCAUCCUUACCAAGGAACCUGCUUUUCAAAUGUGCCACCAACAGCAAAGAGGUUAUCGGCGUGCUGAGUAAAGAAUACAUACCAAAGGGAACACGAUUUGGGCCCCUAGUAGGUGAAAUCUACACCAGUGAUACAGUUCCCAAGAAUGCCAACAGGAAAUAUUUUUGGCGGAUCUAUUCCAGAGGGGAACUUCACCACUUCAUUGAUGGCUUUAAUGAGGAGAAAAGCAACUGGAUGCGCUACGUGAAUCCAGCACAUCCAGCACACUCUGCCCGGGAGCAAAACCUGGCUGCGUGUCAGAACGGGAUGAACAUCUACUUCUACACCAUUAAGCCCAUUCCUGCCAACCAGGAACUUCUUGUGUGGUAUUGUCGGGACUUUGCAGAAAGGCUUCACUACCCUUAUCCUGGAGAGCUCACGAUGCUUAAUCUCACUCAAACACAGAACAGCAACCCAAAGCAACCGAGUGCUGAAAAAACCGAACUUUGUCCAAAGACUGUCCCAAAGAGAGAGUACAGUGUGAAAGAAAUCCUGAAAUUGGACUCCCACCCCUCCAAAGGGAAAGACUUCUACUGUUCUAACAUUUCACCCCUUGCUUCAGAAAAGGACACAGAUGACUUUAGGAAAAAUGGGAGCCCCGAUAUGCCCUUCUAUCCUCGGGUUGUGUACCCCAUCCGGGCCCCUCUGCCAGAAGACUUUUUGAAAGCCUAUGGGAUGGAAAAACCGACUUACAUCACUCACUCCCCCAUUCCGUCCUCCACCACUCCAAGUCCCUCCGCAAGAAGCAGCCCUGACCAAAGCCUGAAAAGCUGUAGCCCUCAUCGUAGCCCGGGGGACACGGUGUCCCCACUGGCUCCUGGCUCUCAAGAACAUCGGGACUCCUACACUUACUUGAAUGCGCCCUACGGCACUGAAGGUCUGGGCUCUUACUCCGGAUACCCACCCCCACCCCACCUCCCACCAGCUUUCAUCCCCUCCUACAAUGCUCACUACCCCAAGUUCCUGUUGCCCCCCUACGGCAUGAACUGCAACGGCUUGAGCGCGGUGAGCAACGUCAAUGGCAUCAACAACUUCGGCCUCUUCCCUAGGUUGUACCCGGUCUACAGUAACCUCCUGGGUGGGGGCAGCCUUCCUCACCCCGUCCUCAGCCCAGCCUCAUUCCCAAGUUCGCUGCCCUCGGAUGGAGCCCGGAGGUUGCUUCCUCCUGAGCAUCCCAGAGACGCAUUUGUGCCAGGGCUCCGCAGUGCCUUUUCCCCUACCGGGGCAGCGGCCAGCAUGAAGGACAAGACGUGUAGCCCCACGAGCGGGUCUCCAACGGCGGGAACAGCUGCCACGGCAGAACACGUGGUACAACCCAAUGCUACCUCAGCAGCGCUGGCCACCCCCAGCAGCGAUGAAGCCAUGAAUCUCAUUAAAAACAAAAGAAACAUGACCGGCUACAAGACCCUUCCCUACCCGCUGAAGAAGCAGAAUGGCAAGAUUAAGUACGAGUGCAACGUGUGUGCCAAGACUUUCGGCCAGCUCUCGAAUCUGAAGGUCCACUUGAGAGUGCACAGUGGAGAACGGCCUUUCAAAUGCCAGACUUGCAACAAGGGCUUUACGCAGCUUGCCCACCUGCAGAAACACUACCUGGUUCACACGGGAGAGAAGCCACAUGAGUGCCAGGUCUGCCACAAGCGAUUUAGCAGCACCAGCAAUCUCAAGACCCACCUUCGACUCCACUCGGGAGAGAAACCUUACCAGUGCAAGGUGUGCCCUGCCAAGUUCACCCAGUUUGUGCACUUGAAGCUGCACAAGCGACUGCACACUCGGGAGCGGCCCCACAAGUGUGCCCAGUGCCACAAGAGCUACAUCCAUCUCUGCAGCCUCAAGAUCCACCUGAAGGGGAACUGCCCUGUGGCCCCCACCAGUGGGCUGCCCUUGGAGGACCUGACCCGAAUCAAUGAAGAAAUUGAGAAGUUUGACAUUAGCGACCAUGCCGACCGGCUUGAGGACAUGGAGGACAACACUGAUAUGACCUCAGUGGUGGAGAAAGAAAUUCUAGCCAUGGUCAGAAAAGAGAAAGAAGAGAGUGGCCUCAAAGUAUCUUUGCAAAGAAACAUGGGGAAUGGACUCCUCUCCUCAGGGUGUAGCCUUUAUGAGUCCUCAGACCUGUCCCUCAUGAAGUUGCCUCACAGCACCCCACUACCUCUGGUACCUGUCAAGGUCAAGCAAGAGACAGUUGAACCAAUGGAUCCUUAAGAGUUUCAGAAAACAAGUGUUUUUUAUGUUCUGACUUGGUGAGUCCGGGUGCCUGUAGCAAAUUGCUUGUACAUAACUCCAGAUCCGCAAAGCUUUUCCAAGGGCAGGUGGUUUCCCGCUCCUCUCUGGAAUUGAAGGACUCCAAAGUUUCUAAAAUCUCAGGGUAUAAAUAAGACAAAAACUCAUUUUCUUGAUAUACAUAUAUAUAUACAUAUAUACAUAUUAUAUAUACUUAUUUACACCCAUGUCUAUAUAUUUGAACCUGUGUAUUUUGAAUAUUUGUGUGGAUAUAUUUGCAUAGCCUUCCCAUUACUAAGACUAUUGACUAACCAUAAUUAUUUUUGCAAUGAUAAUCCUUCAUAAUUUAUUAUACAAUUUAUCAUUCAAAAAGCAAUAAUUAAGAAAGUUUACAAUGACUGGAAAGAUUCCUUGUAAUUUGAAUACAAAUGUAUUUUGUCCUGUGGCCAUUCUUUGUAGAUAAUUUCUGCACGUCUUUUUAAGUACCUAAGAUUUAGUAGACAGAUACAUUAUUUCAGUCAACUUCUCUAUAAUAAUGGUUUAAAAUAAGAUUUUGGUGUUGCCAAAGUUAGACAAUUGAUGUGUGAACUUAUAGGAUUGUAUCAUUUGAACAGCAUUGUAUAACUUGAGGGUAUAUGUGCAGAAUCACCCAGUAAUUUGAGCAGAAGGAACCAGAAAAGGAAUCUUAAGUGUUUAUGUUGAUAGCUCAUAGGUUUUUUUAGCCACAAUUUUGCCAGGUGACAAGAAGGCUUUGCCAACCUGUUUCUCCAAAAGAAUAGGGUCCUCCCACACCACCCCCAAAGUCGUAGGACCUUCUGAGUGGCCACAUGACUUUUGAAUCCUAAUGUAUUAUCUGAAAAUGUGAAUAUGACAAAAUGCCAUGUUUAAGACCACUGAGAAAUCUUCCCAAAGCACAGGUGGUUUUGGAUGUAUGCAGUUUGGGGGCUUGAGUUCUGAGUGGGUUUUUUUGUUGUUAGUUUUUGUAUUUUUAUGUCAAAAUUGCACAGAUGUGGUGCUCUACCAGGAAGGAUUUGAAGUAGGCUCAGGCCACAUUUAAAAAGUAAAUAGAAAAACGGGUAUUCUGGUCAUGUUAGAGUAAAAGCGGGUGAUGAACAUUCCUAUCCCAAACACAUCAAUUGUAUUUUUUUUUUCCUGUAAAAGUUUCUGAGAAAAUUUUUUUCUCAGAUUUUCCUCAGUAUUUUGUGUUUUUACAUUUUAUGGUUAAUUUAAUUGAAGAUGAAUGGGCAUUGCAAAAUUGUUCAACAACAAUUACCUCAUUCAGUAUGUCCAGUAGUGCCAGAAGUGAUGUCUUAUCUAAUGAUUUGCUACUCUAGAGGAGAAACCAAGUGUGCUCCAGAAAGGUAGACUGUUAUUCUGUCUUUUACUCUGCUAAGCCCAAAGAUUACCUGUUGGUAUUCAAAGUGUAGCAAAGGAUGAUGUAUAUUUAUAAAUGUAUUUAUACCACUAUACCAUGUGUAUAUAUAAUAUAUUUAUAACCACUUAAAUUGUGAGCCAAGCCAUGUAAAAGUACCUACUUUUCCUAAGAGCAAAAAACCAAACAAAUAACCCUCCUUCUGAGACUUUUUACUUCAUUGAACACUUGAUGACCUCAUAAUCAGAUCAGUGCUUGGGCACCUCCUUGUCUCUUCCCAGAGACCCUGCUAAGGUGAGGGCCGCGUCACAACCAAGGAGAAAGAGAUCCAUCAGUUUUUGUUACAAAGGACCGUAUGAGAUGGCUGUGUUUUUGUUCUGCCAUAUUAGGAUUAUGUGGCCAUAGUCAAGUCACAAAUAAAAACCUGCUUCCUUACCACUAUGCUUCCUUUUUCUCCCACCUUCCUACAAACUAGCACUGCACUAUUCAGUCUGUAAUUACAUAUAUUCAGUAUUUUGUUCACGUCAACUGAUGUAAGCCUACAAAGAGAACAACAAAUUUUAAGUCGUCCAGGGAAACACAAGAGCCUUACUGCAACUAGCAAGACUGACAGUCUCCCCCUAGCCUUUCUAGGACUCAACCCCAGGACCCCUCAUGCUAGGCAGGCACUUAGCACUGAGCUGCAACCCAGCCUGAGAGAUGAUUUUGAUAUAUCGAGAUUUGAUAAACCUAGUUCUUGCAGGUAAACCAAAACAUCACACUGACACCAAAUGCUUUUUCUCCCAUGUGUUCGUUCUUGCUUUCUUUUGUACUUUCUUAAAUCACCUGAGAGUUUUUAUAAAGAAUGCUUGUUUCCCUUACCGUGUGUCUUUCCUAGGCCUCUUACAUGUGAAUGCUGAGCCCACAAUCAACAGUGGUUUUAUUUUUUUCCUCUUCUCAAAGUUAAAACUGACCAAAGUUAUUGGCUUUUUACUUUGCUAGACCAACAAACUAUCUUAUGUUUACGUACUGGUUUACAUUGUUAUUUAUGUGCUAAUUGUCAAAAUGUAAAUUAAAUAUAAAUGGUCUUGCUUUA
Messenger RNA from Chinchilla lanigera (long-tailed chinchilla), 5040 nucleotides. RefSeq names its product PR domain containing 1, with ZNF domain (gene Prdm1). The record is from RefSeq and is a predicted model, not a curated record. Gene Ontology annotation, biological process: regulation of transcription by RNA polymerase II; cell fate commitment. Bases 95 to 2575 code for a protein of 826 amino acids. Gene Ontology annotation, cellular component: nucleus; cytoplasm. Gene Ontology annotation, molecular function: DNA-binding transcription repressor activity, RNA polymerase II-specific; RNA polymerase II cis-regulatory region sequence-specific DNA binding; histone deacetylase binding. NCBI's taxonomy places the organism in Eukaryota, Metazoa, Chordata, Mammalia, Rodentia, Chinchillidae. The transcript is spliced from 7 exons.